UAUGGGAGGGUGAUGGUGUUUACUCGUGCAGCGUGCGAAAAAGUUUGGAGUGUGAUCCGCGUCUUGGUGUCAUCCUCUUCGUCUCUCCUCCUUUGGCUUGUGACAGGAGUCUGCCGGAGCUUAACGUCGCUUUAAAUCCGUUUUUUGCCUUGGAGGAGUCAGUGAACAUUUCUAGCUAAGACACUAGGGGAUGUUACAGCAUCUUCUACUGCACCCUCCUGUGUGGUGUCCUCAUCUGCAGGCUGGGAUGAGGGGGCUCAGGGGCCUUUAUGUCGGGCUGCUGAAUACCUUCUUCUACACUGCAUUUGCUCUUUAUUUCCCACCUCAUGUGGAACAGCUGCCAACUAUCACCAGUCAGACCUCUGGCCAUCUGAUUGCCUUGCCGUAUGAUGAGAGCUUCCUAUUCAAGUGUGAAGCCAAAGGCAACCCAAGACCUACGUACCGUUGGACUAAAGACGGAAUGGAUUUUGACCCACAUAAAGACCCUCGACUCAAAACGAAAGAGAGUAGUGGGUCUUUUGUGAUACCUAAUGGUAAAGAUAUAGUGAAAUACCAGGGAAAGUACAGGUGUUAUGCCUCCAACAAGCUUGGAACUGCAAUAUCAGAGGAAAAAGAAUUUAUUGUGCCUAUGGUACCCAAGUUUCCCAAAGAGAAGAUAGAGCCAGUGGUGGUUGCGGAGGGAGAUUCAGUGGUUUUGGAGUGUAUCCCCCCAAAAGGGAUUCCACCUCUACAACUCUACUGGAUGACCAAAGAUCUUCGGCACAUUGAGCAGAAUGAGAGAGUGUCCAUGGCACUCAAUGGGAACCUGUACUUUUCUAAUACACUGGUGACUGAUAGCCACGACGACUACUGCUGUUUUGCCUCCUUUGCCAGGAUACGCACCAUUGUCCAGAAACCCAGCAUGGCCCUGAGGGUCAGAACAAUAAAUUCAAGCCAAGCGGGUGAUGGCAUCAUCAGUGUUCAGGAAAGGAAACCAAGAUUUUUGGUGCCCUCCAAUCAUAUGACAACCUACCUAAAGAAAGGAGAGGAGCUGGAACUGGAGUGCAUCGCAGAAGGACUGCCCACGCCAACAAUAGAAUGGGAGAAGAUGAAGGACAGCUUACCAAAGCGCGCAAAUGUCAUGAAGUAUGGAAAGCUUCUGACUAUACCAGACGUCACAGAACAGGAUGAAGGAAAAUACAUGUGCAAGGCCAAGAAUUCUCUUGGUGAAGCUGUCCAUCAUUUUCACGUUGUUUUAGAGGAGCCCCCCAGCUGGCGGGAAGAGCCAGUGAAGAUUCAGUUGGCAGAGAUUGGAUCUGACAUCCACAUCAAGUGUUCUGCUACAGGAAAACCACAACCCACAAUCACCUGGAAGAGAAAUGGACGGCUCCUGGAUGAUUUCCCUUCUACCAAUCUCAAAGUGCUCGAUGACAGCAUCAUCAUACAUAGAGCCGAGCUGAGAGACACGGCAGUAUACCAGUGUGAGGCCUCCAACAAACAUGGGACCCUACUUGCUAAUGCUAACGUCUUAGUCAUGAAUCAUCCCCCUUUGAUUCUGACGCAGAAUUAUCUGGAGUAUGCAACCAUGUUAGGGAAGAGUGUGAUUAUGGACUGCAAAGUCUUUAGCUCUCCAACAGCAGCCCUUCAUUGGAGAAGAGAAGACCCAGAGGGCUCAGUAGAUGGGGAGAGAUUUUCUCUCCUAAAGAACGGCUCCCUGCAGAUUCAUAGAGUUGAGAUGGAAGACAUGGGCCAGUACAAAUGUUUGGCAAACAACUCAGAGGGCACCGCAAGCAUCACCACUGAACUUUUCAUUAAAGAUUCAACUAGAAUUGUGGAACCUCCUCAAGACAUAAAGGUCAGAAGAGGAUCUAUGACAGAACUGGAAUGCCUGGUCGAGUGCGACCCAACCCUCAGAAGAGAGCUGGAGAUCCUGUGGCUGAAGGAUGGGAUAGAUAUCCUCUCUAACUACACAGAAGACUCAGGAUAUAACAUAGAUGUUGGAAUUCUCCAUAUUUUCAAUGUGAGCCACAGUGAUGAAGGAAAUUACACCUGCAUUGCUCGAACAUCACUGGACCAAAAUACGGCUUCUGCAUAUGUAACUGUGUUAGAUGUCCCUGAUCCACCGAUACAACUGGUGCUUUCUGAUCUGAAAGAUCGCAGUGUGAUGCUCCACUGGUUGGCCUCCAAUGAUCAUAACAGCCCUAUAACAGAGUUUAUCAUCCAGUAUGAAGAGAACUACUGGGAGCCGGGCAAGUGGAAGGAGCUUCUACGAGUCGCCAGCAGUCAGUACUCAGCCCCCCUGAUGCUACACGGCCACAUUAACUACCAGUUCAGAGUCAUCGCUGUCAAUGCUAUGGGGAGAAGUCGUCCCAGCAUGUCCUCUGAAAGAUAUAAAACACCUCCUUGUGCUCCUGACAGGAACCCAGAAAACAUUAAGAUUGAGGGUCUCCUGCCACAUCAAAUGGACAUCAGCUGGGAGCCGCUUUUGCCUGUGGAACACAACGGUCCCGGUCUGGAAUACAAACUGAGCUACAGGCUCCUGGGUGUUGAGGACAGUUGGAAAGAGCAGAUGGUGAAGCGACACUCAUUUGUGGUGUCAGACACCCCAACAUUCGUCCCCUACGAGAUCAAGAUCCAGGCCCACAAUGAACAUGGGUGGGCUCCAGAACCCAGAUUGGUGACUGGUUAUUCUGGGGAAGAUUUGCCCUUGGCGGCUCCAGAGAACGUAUCUGUGGAGGUGUUGAACUCUACACUGCUGAGGGUCAGCUGGUCACCAGUGCCCAAGGCUGCUCUAAGGGGUCAUCUCGGAGGAUACAUGGUGCACUGGUGGCAAACUCAAAGUCUGUUGACCACUAAGAGAAUCCCCUCAGAGAGACAGACUCUCAGCAUCCAUGGGAACAGGAGUCACACCAUGGUGCCAGGACUGAAGCCAUUCUCUCAAUAUAGCCUGACUGUCAACGUCUUUAACAGGAAAGGGGAUGGACCCAGCAGCAGUCACAUCUCUUUCACAACUCCACAGGGAGUUCCUGAGCAACCUCCCAUACUGCGAGCCACAAACUUUCAGAAAAAUUCCAUCACGCUAGUGUGGGCGCCUCCACAUGAAGCCAAUGGCUUUCUCACGGGUUACUUACUGCAAUACCAGACAAUUAACGAGACCCUUGGCAAACUGAACUCAGUGAAUAUUAGCACUCCAGAAACGACACAGUGGGUGUUGCUUGAUCUGGGGGAAGACAACUGGUACAAGUUCUACCUGAGUGCAUGCACGGAGGUGGGCUGCGGGUCAGCCGUCAGUGAGGAAGGAGGCACCGUGUCUGAAGCGUGGCAAACUUUCUCUUUCUCCUCACCUAAUACAGUUACUCCUUCUGUCAAUGCCACCUUUCCUAUUUUAGCUAUGCUCAACAUAUCCACCUUUAUAAGUGACACCUUUGUGAGAAUCAGCUGGAGAACCAAAGGAGAACAUUCUGAUUCUGAGCUCUAUGUUGUAGUAAUGAAUGACCGUGAUGGGAUCUGUCAGGUUUCAGAUGCUGUAAACACAUCUAAAGGCUUCCACCUCAUUGAAGGUCUCAGCCCAGGAACUAUGUACACAGUGCGGCUGCUGGCUUCACGCAGGGUUGAUGCUUCUAGUAUUUUUGAGGAGGUUUUCGAGACUAAGAAAGUGUCCAGUAAACAAGCCUUGCCAUCUCAGGAGUGGUUUGUGGGGAUGAUGUGUGCAAUGGCUAUACUAACUCUAAUAGUCCUCAUCGGCUGUUUUGUGCUCAGGAACAUAGGUGGCAAAUAUGCAGUGAAGGAAAAAGAGGAAUCUCCCUCUGAUCCAGAAUCUCGAGCCAUGAGCGAAGAAACUCCCUGCGAAUACAGUGACAGUGAUGAGAAACCUCUGAAGAUCAGCCAACAAUUGUUUGUGGGAGACUUCAAAGAGGAUGAUAGCAGUGAGGACAGCUCUGUAAUAUCAGAAGACAAGGACUGUGAGUUCAAUGAAGAUGGCUCGUUCAUUGGCGAGUACUCAGAUUACACACGUAGGGUGUCCAAGGAGGUGAACGGACACCGCUCAGUGACUGCUUAAGAUUUUGGUUCGUUCUUAUGGACUUUAAACAAUUUGACAGAGAAAAAGAAAAGUGUGCGUGGUGCACAGUGAAUGUGCCUGUUUUUUUAAGAGUUUGCCGUUGCAUGAAGGGCCACCUCUUUACAGUGUUAUUACGUAAAUUAAUGACAGGUUAAAGAAAAAGCUAAAUUCUGUCAUUUACUUAGCCUCAUGUAAUUCCAAACCUUUCUUUCAUGGAACACAAAAGGAGAUAUUAGAUAUUAGCUGAAUAUUUCCAUACAAUGAAAGUGAAUGGUGACCAGUGGGUGUCAAGCUCCAAAAAUGACAAAAGGCACCAUCAAAAUAGUUCAUACCACUCAUGUGCUAUAUGCAUGUGCCAUAUACGUUUUCUAGAGCCAUACAAUAGCUUUGUGUGAGGAAAAAAAUUAAAUUUGUUGAAAUUUUGUUCACUAAGUUACAGCCAUCAUAUCUCACUCAUCUUUGAGUAUAUUCAAAUAUGGCAUGUCAAAACAAACAUGUCAUGCCCGUUUUGACAACAAUAAUGCCAAAGGUAAAUCAUACUGGUUUGGAAUGACAUGAGGGUAAGACAAUAAUAAUUUUUUUUUGUCCCUUUCAUAGAGGUUAUUUGUUUGUUUUAUAAAACAUAAUUGGAAGGCUUGUCCAACAAAUCAAACAAGCAUACAGAAAUGACUGGUUUGUGCACCUUAGAAUUAAUGUGGAUUGCAAGGUUGGAUUAGGUAAUGUUUUUGCUUUUCCUGCUGAAGAAAAAUAAAUAAUUCACGGCCUGUCACAAGAUAGAUGUCUUGACAGCACAAUUUUCGGUUACAUGUUAGCAUGUGUGGGCAAUCAUGUAACCUAUCUGCACACCUCUCAGCAAGAUAUUGACACAGAAACAAAACAAUUAUGUUCAGACUCUUCUAUAUAUACUAGAAAACAUAUUUCUGUUUAACCAUGCAUUUGAUUAAAACCGACAUGCUAUGGCACAAAAAAAAAACAUUUAUAUGGAAAAGGUCAACAUUGAAUGGUUUGGUCUAUAUUUUUGUCCUUUGCACUAAUAGGAAAAAUUCUACGAAUGUGUUCCACGACUGAUACCUGAGUAUUUUAGAGCACAUAAACUGCAUAUCAGCCAUAAAAAGGUUUACUGGCAAUUUUAAUCUUAUUUGCUUUUUUUUAAAAAAAAACAAUGAUUCAAGUAUGAUAUAGCUCAUCUACAGUGUACAGUAUAUUUUUAUACAAUUCUUGGAAUGUUUUUAUUUUGUUUCCCCUUCCAAAGUAUGAUUUUGAUCAUUUAACAACAAGAAGAGUUUGUCUAUCACAAUGCAUUAAAAUCAAAAAAUGCGACACUCCCCUUAAUGUAUUUAUUAUUACUGUUUAAAGAACAACCCUUCUGCUAAUAUAUGAGAUGAUAUUUUUUUUUUUUUAAGAUUUAAAAAAAAAAAAAAAAUAAAAUCUAAAAAUGAUUCCACUGUAGACGUAGUUCCUGUUUAUUUUAAAAAUGCUCUUCUGUUGCACUGUACAUACUAUAGAUAACAGCUUUGUUUUUAUUUCUCUUUUUGCUUGUGUUUUUUGCAUUUCAUUCUGCCUGAAAAUUUUAUUGCUUUUACUAAAGACUCUUUGUCUCACUUUGUCAUAGAAUAUUCGGUGCAAAAUAUUAAUUCACACGGUAUUACAAGUACUUUGCAGAAAUGAGGAA
Molecule: messenger RNA, 5711 nt
Organism: Myxocyprinus asiaticus (Chinese sucker)
Lineage: Eukaryota; Metazoa; Chordata; Actinopteri; Cypriniformes; Catostomidae
Product: neural cell adhesion molecule L1-like protein
Exons: 29
Coding region: 191-4039 (1282 amino acids)
Biological process (GO): cell-cell adhesion
Molecular function (GO): protein binding
Source: RefSeq, a predicted model, not a curated record